Anoplopoma fimbria (sablefish) is the source of this 1179-nucleotide messenger RNA. RefSeq names its product trophoblast glycoprotein-like. Bases 1 to 1179 code for a protein of 392 amino acids. The record is from RefSeq and is a predicted model, not a curated record. Gene Ontology annotation, cellular component: plasma membrane. NCBI's taxonomy places the organism in Eukaryota, Metazoa, Chordata, Actinopteri, Perciformes, Anoplopomatidae. The transcript has 2 exons. Gene Ontology annotation, molecular function: protein binding. Gene Ontology annotation, biological process: negative regulation of canonical Wnt signaling pathway.
AUGUGUGUUUUUGCUCUCCGGGUGUUUUUGGGAAUCCUUCUCUGUGCACCAUACCAGUUCUUGGAGUGUCCGCUUGGCUGUGAGUGUUUUGCUGUCACUCGCACAGUAAAAAAUGUUUCUAAGGAUCUGCUCACAGUGCCACAAAGUGUUCGAGGAUAUGCCAAGACUGUCAUCAUCACAGGAAACAACAUAACCAAGAUUGGACCUGAUUCAUUUACUGAGAUGGAGAAUGUCACAAACAUCAUUUUAAGCAAUAAAAGGAUUACAGAGAUGGCGUCCCACAGCUUCUCCGCCCUCAUCAACCUUCGCUUCCUGGACCUCAGUGAGAACCAACUGGCCCUCAUUCACCCCACAGCUCUCAGCAUACCCGGCAGUCCCCUUCAAGAGCUCAACCUCAGCCGCUCGCUGCACAACCUCAACGCCCUGACAGACCUCGCCGCGGCUCUGCGUUGGGGUGGUUUAGAGGGGCUCCUCCGCCUCGACCUCUCUGGGAACCACCUCGCCCUGCUGCCCCCUGGGAUGUUCUCCCGCCUUCGCAACCUGCAGCAGCUCUUCCUCGCCAACAACUCUCUGGUGGCUUUCUACAGUGGAACCUUCUCUGGUAUGAGCCGUCUGGAGCUGCUAGACCUUACACAAAACAUCUUCAUUACAUUCGGGGCUGACACUCUACAAGAGCUCGAGAAGCUUGGGAACAUCAGAAUCCUUCUUGGUGACAACCCCUGCUCCUGUGAGAUCAGUCACUUUGUGGCCUGGCUGAAUGAAACGAGAGCUCAGGUAGACGUGGAUGCUGUAAGGUGCGCCUCACCGAGAGGGCUCGCCGUCCACGCCAUUGGAUGUGUUGAUCCAGUCCAAGCAGAGGUGGCCGUCCGCACCGUGCAGACAUCCUACGUCUUCCUUGGGCUGGCGCUGGGGUUUGUGGGCAUAGUAUUUCUCUUUGUGCUCUACCUGAAUCGCAGAGGUCUGAAGAGGUGGAUCAUUGGCACGAGAGAUGCAUGUCAGGAGGUUCUGGAGGGAUAUCACUACCGAUACGAGAUUGACUCGGACCCUCGGCUGGGGCACACCUCUGCAGAUAACGGUGGCAGCAGUGCACACCGGCAGCCAAGUGACACUUGUAUUGUCAAGCUUACUGCAGACACACAGGUCAAACAAAUUACAACCUCUCCACCUGGGAACCUAUGA